AUGAGACACGGCCCCACGACUGAACCCAAAACCCAUCCCAGAAUGUGUUCAACUCCGCUCCUGAACGCCUUACAACUAGUCACCAUCCACCAGAGAGAGUGUGGGGACGGGGGUAGGGAGGUGGUGAACCUGAAGGAACAGGGUCAGCUGAGGUGUCAGGAUGAGUUCAUCGUGUGGAGCGGCCGCAGGAAGUACCUCCGUCACGUCUUCCUGUUCGAGGACCUCAUCCUCUUCAGCAAAAGCAAAAAGAUUGAGGGAGGAUACGACCUGUACAUCUACAAGCAGUCCUACAAGACGGCAGAGAUAGGAAUGACAGAGAGCGUGGGCGACAGCGGGCUGCGUUUCGAGAUCUGGUUCCGGAGGAGGAAGUCCCAGGACACGUUCAUCCUACAGGCCAGCUCCGGAGAGGUCAAGGCCGUGUGGACCGCCAUCAUCGGAAAGAUCCUCUGGAGGCAGGCGCUACGAAACAGGGAGGUACGCUUGAAAGAGAUGGUUUCCAUGGGGAUUGGCAGCAAGCCUUUCAUGGACAUCAAGCCUAGUGAUGCUGCCAUUAGUGACCGAGCCAUUGAUUACAUCAUGAAGGGGUCAGAGUCCAGGACCAGGGCGUCCAUCGCCGUGUCCUCUUUCGACCACUCCACGCCCUUUAAGCGGCCUCACUCCACCAUCUCCAACAGUAGCACCUCCUCUUCCUCCUCCCAGUCCUCUUCCUCACUGCUGGGCUCCCUCAACCUGCACCUGUACCCCUCGCCUGCCCACCAGCACCCCCACGCCCACCAGCACCCCUACCCCCCGAGCAGCGUACCCUCCUUCAGCCACUGGCCCUACGACUGCAUUGAGGAGGACGAGCUGGAGCAGGACACAGGCAGCCAGCCUUCUAUGAUCACAGAGAGCUCGGGGGAGACGUCGUCCCAGCAUACCUCCAGUGACAGUGUGACGGGGCUGAGCAGCCUCACCCUCCCUGUCCCAGGCCACGGCCGCCCCAACAUCAUCAUCGACGCCUUACCCAGCGACUCCACUUCCUCCUUCCUGUGUUCGUCCACGCCUCCCGGCUCCUCCCACCCUCAGAUGGCCCCUCCCCCAGCCCUGUUCCCUAAGGACCAGAUCCUCCAAGCCCAGGGCAGCACCUUCAUCACAGCACUGUGAGGCCACUGCACUGAGAACUGGUGUUACGGAGGAUCAGUAAGGACUUGUGAGUGAGGAAGCUAUCCUGUUAAGCAUGCUCAGUGACGCCUGUAACACUGGGCCCUCUACUGUGUCUCCACUGGUCUCCGCUGGACUCUACUGUGUCUCUACUGGUCUCUACUGUGUCUCGACUAAACUCUACUGGACUACUGGUCUCCACUCUGUCUCCACUGGACUCUACUGUGUCUCGACUAAACUCUACUGGACUACUGGUCUCCACUCUGUCUCCACUGGACUCUACUGUGUCUCGACUAAACUCUACUGGUCUCUACUGGUCUCUACUGGUCU
Salvelinus namaycush (lake trout) is the source of this 1470-nucleotide messenger RNA. RefSeq names its product pleckstrin homology domain-containing family G member 4B-like. Lineage: Eukaryota; Metazoa; Chordata; Actinopteri; Salmoniformes; Salmonidae. Bases 1 to 1143 code for a protein of 380 amino acids. The transcript has 7 exons. The record is from RefSeq and is a predicted model, not a curated record.